Mobula hypostoma (lesser devil ray) is the source of this 1618-nucleotide messenger RNA. RefSeq names its product integral membrane protein 2C-like. The record is from RefSeq and is a predicted model, not a curated record. Gene Ontology annotation, molecular function: amyloid-beta binding. NCBI's taxonomy places the organism in Eukaryota, Metazoa, Chordata, Chondrichthyes, Myliobatiformes, Myliobatidae. The transcript is spliced from 7 exons. Bases 208 to 975 code for a protein of 255 amino acids. Gene Ontology annotation, biological process: negative regulation of amyloid precursor protein biosynthetic process. Gene Ontology annotation, cellular component: extracellular exosome; plasma membrane; Golgi apparatus.
AGAUUUGAGGAAGAACUUUUUCCACUCGGAGGAUGACUAAUCUGGAAUGUUCUACAUGAAUGGGUGGAAUAGACGCACACAUAUCCUGAAACUUCCGGAAACCGAAGGGUCAGAUCAGACACAGGAAGCGGGAUAGCUGGCGACAUUUUUUUUAUUUGGUAUUAUUUUCAAAGCUGAGUGAGAGGGAGUUGAAUAUUUACUUGCAAAAUGGUGAAGAUCUCACUGUCCAGCUCCCUGGGGCAGAAGCCAGAAAAAGCGGAAGGCGAAGCGGAUAAAACCGAAAUUCUUAUCCCUCAAGCUGACGAUGUGCAGACUCUCCCUGCAACAGCUCAGAAGCCUACACUGAGUCGCAUUUUGUGUGUUUCAGUCGUCCUGAUUAUUCUGCUUUCGACUGUGGUCUUGGGGAUAAUAUGCACCUUCAGGUAUUACCAUCUUACUCAGAAUAGGUUUCAUUGUCGGGUCCUGUACGAUGAAGAUUUUGCCUCUGUACCAAGCAGAGCCCACCUGCAGCUGGAAGAGGAUGUAGAAAUUCGCCUGGAUGAUGAAGUAGAGCUGGUCAAAGUCCCUGUGCCUGAGUUUGAAGGUGGUGACGCUGCCAAUAUCAUCCAUGACUUCUACCAAAGUUUGACUGCUUACCAUGACCUCUCUUUGGAUAGAUGUUAUAUCAUUGAACUCAACAGAACCAUCAUUUUGCCACCUCGCAAUCUUUGGGAGCUGCUGGCCAAAAUGAAACUAGGAACCUAUCUGCCUCAGACUUACAUAAUUCAGGAGGAGAUGGAAGUGACAGAACAAAUCAGCAAUGUGCACCAGCUGGGUUCCUUCAUCCGCCAUCUGUGCAGUGGAAAGAAAACAUACAAACUGAAACGCAAGAGUAUUCAGAGAACCAUUGAGAAGCGUGCAAUCAAGGACUGCCAUCGUAUACGACACCUUGUGAACACAUUUGUCAUUGAAACAUCCAUCUGUGACAAGGACUGAAGUUGUGAAGCCAACAACCCCCUGUUAACUCUACUAUUCAAGGCACAGCUGCUUUAAGUUACUUGUGCGUUCAACGUUAAUGAUGUAUUAGUUUGCUGCACUCUUUUUCACAUCUUUGUGGUGGUUCAGUAAUGCUAUUACUUAAGUAGUGAUAAAAACUCUUUAAUAUUGCAUUAGGUGCUCUUUGCAGUUUAACAGAUUUUAUGCUGAAGAACAAGUCAGAACACAGAUUGUCUUUCAUUCAUCUCUAACACUGCAUGGCUAACAGUAUCAAAAGUUUGAAUUAGGGGUAUGCAUUUUACUGUAUCAUUAAAAUGUUUCAAUUUACAAUAAGCAAAGGGGUGGAAAUUCAUUCUUGAUGAAAUACACAACCAAGUUGUGCUUGGAGGUAAUUUCUCUGCUUCUGACUUUUACCAUUCUAUUGAUUCAAACAGAAGAGACUUGCAGAAGCAGAAGAUAAUACAGACAGUUCUAUGUUGUGUGUUUAAUACAACUAAACUGAGGAUCAAUUUCUGCCCCUCAGGUAACAAAAUAAAACACAUUAAAGAAAGAGAAAUGUACAUUUCAGCCAAAGAAGUGUCGUGUGUAUUUAGACUGUAAACACAACAUAACAGCAAAUAACUGAGAGAAUAAAAUUUCUUGA